This is a messenger RNA of Toxoplasma gondii ME49, 1501 nucleotides long. It is a transcript of the gene RPS12, whose product is annotated as ribosomal protein RPS12. Gene Ontology annotation, molecular function: structural constituent of ribosome. The transcript has 2 exons. Gene Ontology annotation, biological process: translation. Gene Ontology annotation, cellular component: cytosolic small ribosomal subunit; ribosome. The record is from RefSeq and is a predicted model, not a curated record. The coding region runs from base 113 to 541 and encodes 142 amino acids. Lineage: Eukaryota; Apicomplexa; Conoidasida; Eucoccidiorida; Sarcocystidae.
GUCAUAAAUUUGAUUUUCUCUUGCGAGGCGCGAGGAGGAAGCUCUUUGGUGAAGAGUCGACCGUGUUUCGCUCUUUUUUUGACUGCAGCUUGUUUUUUCAUCCGUCACCACAAUGUCUGACGUUGAGAGCGUUGCCGACGAAGUUGUGGCCCCUGUGGAGGAGGAAGAAGAAGUCAAGGACUUGAUGACUGCCAUCCGGAAGGUGCUGAAGAACGCACUGAUCCACGAUGGUCUCGUCCGUGGCCUGCACGAGGUGGCGAAGGCCCUCGACGCCAAGAAGGCUCAAGUUUGCUUUUUGUCUGAAAGCUGCUCGGAGCCGGCUUACAAGAAGCUGGUCCAGGGCUUGUGCAAGGAACAUGGAAUCCCUCUCCUUGACGUGACGGACAGCAAGGAACUGGGCGAAUGGGCAGGACUGUGCAAGGUCGACAAAGACGGUACAGCUCGCAAGGUCGUUGGCGCGUCCUGCGUGUGCGUCACCGAUUUUGGCGAGGAGAGUGAGGCUCUGACUUUCCUCCAAAACCACAUCAAGACUCUUAGCUAAGUUAUUGACUUAUUUACAUCUGUGAUGUAAGUUGAUUUCUUUGGUGAGAUGUCUCUUGUCCGCGGAUGUGGCGGCUGAUGCAGUACCGGUGGUCUGUGUGGUUGAACUGCACCGUGUACGAUGCUUGUCUGUAUUGCGGAGCGCACUCACGGAACCUUGUAAUUUGCCAAAGUGUGCUGAAUAGGAAGGAGGUAUCUCCAUCACAGGUCUUAUUCGCUGCAGCUGGAUGUUUCUGAAAACUGACUUUACACGAUUCCAAUCGGAAGUGAUGGCGACACUUGAAGGGACAGUCGGACUCAGUGGCAACUGAGAACCCUAGGUACGUGGAUUGUAUGUAGAGCGCUGAAGCAUCGUCGUAUUGCGAUAAGCACGCAUUCCCUUGCAGAACAGCACAAACCCUCGGAGUAGAGUGUCAACACACCAGCGUCAUUUCAGACUUGGCGUGGUCGUUAGCGAAGAAAGGUUAUGGGGCAUCAACGUGUUGCCGCGAAAGGCUCUUUCGAAGAUGACCCUUCGACAGCUGCACUGUUUUGUGCAACCGGACUGGCUCGUCGCGACGUGUGCGUAACUCAGCUGGACUGGCUCUUGGUGGACUGCAUCGCGGUCUGUCAAAGAUUGCUCCUACAUGAUUAAAGAAUUCGUGGGGGCAAAAGACGCGCUUGUCCUUGCUUCGAACAACCGGGGUUGUACAUCAACGGGCUGCACGGCUAGUCUGCAUCCUAUGACGUCCCCUACACGUUUCUUUUGGUACAGAUCGUGACGCAACAUGCACUCCGGAGUAGAGUUAGACGACGUCUCGCUUUUAGCGCCACACCGCCGCUGUCAUACGUUCCAGAGAUGGCACCUGCAUAUCUCAAAUAAUGAUCUCGGCUGGUGAUCCGAGGUGACGAAACGCCCUCAGUGACCGGAUACAUCUACUGAACCGUAUUGGAAACUCUGCCGCGCCUUUCAGGAGACACU